Messenger RNA from Bacillus rossius redtenbacheri, 1078 nucleotides. RefSeq names its product prefoldin subunit 3 (gene mgr). Gene Ontology annotation, molecular function: tubulin binding. Gene Ontology annotation, cellular component: prefoldin complex; cytoplasm. The record is from RefSeq and is a predicted model, not a curated record. Bases 35 to 610 code for a protein of 191 amino acids. NCBI's taxonomy places the organism in Eukaryota, Metazoa, Arthropoda, Insecta, Phasmatodea, Bacillidae. The transcript is spliced from 5 exons. Gene Ontology annotation, biological process: microtubule-based process; tubulin complex assembly; protein folding.
ACUGAUUUGACUGUUAUAACAGUUUUCGUCCAUUAUGGAGGCUGAUAAGGAUAUGAUUGAGGUUGAAGAAAAAGUAAAAUCUUAUGCCGGAAUCCCUGAAGCAGAAUUCGUGGAUGACAUUGAUGCGUACAUGACCCUGGAAACCAACAGUGGGGAGGUCGACAAAGUUCUCAAAAGGCUUGAUGAGCAACACAGCAAGUACAAGUGCAUGGAGUACAACCUGCUCUCCAAGAAGAGAAGGUUACGGGUGCAGAUCCCCGACUUGGAGAUGUCGCUGGCGAUGAUCAAGUUCCUCCAGAAGCAGAACGAGUCUCCCAGCGACCUGGAGAUGGAGUUCCUGUUGUCGGAGCAAGCGUACGUGAAGGCGACCAUCCCUCCCACCGACAAGGUGUGCCUGUGGCUGGGUGCGAACGUGAUGCUCGAGUACACACUGGAUGAUGCCUCGGAGUUGCUGGAGAAAAACAUUGAUUCUGCUAAAAAAAACUUGAGCCAUGUGGAACAUGAUCUUGAUUUCCUCAGGGACCAGUUCACGACCACGGAGGUAAACAUGGCUCGCGUGUUCAACUGGGACGUGAAGCGGAGGAAGACUGCCAAAGAGGCAGCAUCAUGAACAAACUGCACUGCCAUCAUCGUCUCGUUACACCAUCGUCUGAUAAUGGUUCUUUCAACAUUGUGGAACGGGAGAAAGGACAGUUCAUCUUUGGCUUGUUAUUUAAUACAGAAAACUUUUUUGUGACAAGUUCGUUAUUCAUUGCGGUUGUACUUCACUCAAGCUGCUUUUCUCCCUUGUCUACCAAGACAUUGUAUGCGUGUGCUAGUCAUGCUAUUCAUAUGUUUGUGAUAAAAGGUGUUAAUACUCAUGAUAAGUAUUUGCAUUACAAUUGCAAAUGUUUAUUGAGUAUUUUCAGCAUGCGUAACAGACUGGAAAACAAGCUGCAUAUAAAUUAGUUUUUUGCUUAUGUUAUCCUUACUAAUUUAUCGCAAAGUGGUUGUAAAAUUUUGUUAAUGCAUUUGUAAAAAGGAUUUAACUGUAAACAGAGCAUAAUACAUUUAUCAUAAUAAAACACGUUAAAUAAUA